AUGGCGGUGGCUGCGUGGCUUCAGGUGGUGCCUGUCAUUCUUCUCCUCCUCGGCGCUCGAACCUCCCCAUUGUCGCUUUUCAGUGUAGGGCCGGCACCUGUCGCUGCUGCCGGGAGAUCCAAGUGGCACAUUCCGAUACCGUCGGCGAAAAAUUAUUUUAGUUUUGGAAAGAUCCUCUUCAAAAAUACCACUAUCUUCCUGAAAUUUGAUGGAGAACCUUGUGAUGCAUCUUUGAAUAUAACGUGGUAUCUGAAAAGUGCUGACUGUUACAAUGAAAUCUACAACUUCAAGUUGGAAGAAGUGGACGCAUACUUGGAAAACCUUAAGGAAAAAAAAGACUUGUCUGGAAAAUAUGAAACAUCAUCAAAAUUGUUCCAGAACUGCAGUGAACUCUUUAAAGCACAGAGCUUUUCUGGAGAUUUUGUGCAUCGAUUGCCUCUUUUAGGAGAAAGACAGGAGGCUAAGGAGAAUGGAACAAAUCUUACCUUUACUGGAGACAAAACUGUAAUGCAUGAUCCAUUGAAAACUUGGCAAGAUGCACCAUACAUUUUUAUUGUACAUGUUGGCAUAUCAUCCUCCAAGGAAUCAUCAAAAGAAAAUUCACGAAGUAAUCUUUUUACCAUGACUGUUGAAGUGAAAGGUCCCUAUGAAUACCUCACGCUUGAAGAAUACCCACUGAUGAUUUUUUUCAUGGUGAUGUGUAUUGUAUAUGUCCUGUUUGGUGUUCUGUGGCUGGCAUGGUCUGCUUGCUAUUGGAGAGAUCUCCUGAGAAUUCAGUUUUGGAUUGGUGCUGUCAUCUUUCUGGGAAUGCUUGAGAAAGCUGUCUUCUAUGCAGAAUUUCAAAACAUCCGAUACAAAGGAGAAUCUGUCCAGGGUGCCCUAAUCCUUGCAGAGCUGCUUUCUGCAGUUAAACGCUCACUGGCUCGAACCCUGGUCAUCAUAGUCAGUCUGGGAUAUGGCAUAGUCAAGCCUCGCCUUGGAGUCACUCUUCAUAAGGUUGUGGUAGCAGGGGCCCUUUAUCUUUUGUUCUCUGGCAUGGAAGGGGUCCUCAGAGUUACUGGGGCCCAGACUGAUCUUGCUUCCUUGGCCUUUAUCCCCUUGGCUUUCCUAGACACUGCCCUUUGCUGGUGGAUAUCCUUCUCAUUGGCUAGUUUGAUGGCCAUCCAUUUUCUUCUUUUGGAAAAAAUGAUCUUUCUAUAA
Molecule: messenger RNA, 1200 nt
Organism: Rangifer tarandus platyrhynchus (Svalbard reindeer)
Lineage: Eukaryota; Metazoa; Chordata; Mammalia; Artiodactyla; Cervidae
Source: the annotation of a GenBank genome assembly